Molecule: messenger RNA, 744 nt
Organism: Sparassis crispa
Lineage: Eukaryota; Fungi; Basidiomycota; Agaricomycetes; Polyporales; Sparassidaceae
Exons: 3
Coding region: 1-744 (247 amino acids)
Molecular function (GO): protein binding
Source: RefSeq, a predicted model, not a curated record
AUGCUCGUUUCGCGGCAAAGCCUGCACUGUUUGAGUGGGCUGUAUACCAUCCGCAACCACAGAGAUUGGACUUCCAUCUCCACUUCACACACAGGGCUCGUUGGCGCAUCCGAUAUGUUCUUGGCUCUCGGAAACACCGGUUCAGCCACGCAUCGCCGUGUCGUCGGCGAUGAGGCCAUCCGUGCACUCCCCGGGCCCGGCGAAACUCGUCCACUGCGCGCAAUUCUACCGUCGGGCUCUGUCAACAGUCUCACACAAUUUCGGCAUCCUGAUCCAGAGCUACAUUCUGACCAUAGAUUGUCCGACGAGUCGCUGCAGGUCCGCGGGUCGUGGCAGAAGAUCACAUUGCCACGGAACAUCAAGUCGCGUAUAGCAUUUGCGAGCUUCAUCUGGAAAAGCCGUAUGUAUAUUGUCGGCGGGCAGCGUAGCGGAACGUUUGAGGUGUACAACGACGCGUGGUGCCUGGACCUCACGAAGCUCGAUGGAUGGCGCCAGCUGCCGCCUUACCCCGGAAGGUAUCUGAUGCACACAGAGAUGGCCGUGCACGGAAAUAAGGCGUAUGCCUUCACUGGCCGGGCUACUAUCGAAUACUUCGACCUGAUCACCGAUCGCUGGAGACAGAUAAGGACGACGUUCGUGGACGCAAACGGACACUCCGCUCCAUGGCCGUACGCCGAGAACGACGUAGAUGAAUACGCUGUACACAUCGUCCGCGGACACAUUUAUGUCUUUGGGGCGUCGUGA